CGAUGAAGAUUUUCCAACCAAGCUGGGUCCAUCACGAUGAGAAAUCGAUUUUUUCCAUCGAUAUCCAUCCGAGUGGCGAAAGAUUCGCUACCGGCGGUCAAGGAUGCGAUUCCGGGCGCGUCGUCAUCUGGAACAUGGCACCGGUACUGAACGAGCAGGCCGAAUCGAACAAAAGCGUACCACGCAUACUGUGCCAGAUGGAUAACCAUCUGGCGUGUGUGAACUGUGUCCGAUGGUCGGGGAAUGGGCUUCUGCUAGCAUCCGGUGGCGAUGAUAAGCUCGUAAUGAUAUGGAAAAAGACAAUCAGCGGUAGCGGUGGUAUAGGAGCGUUUGGUGGUGGUGGUGGUAAGUCCGUCGAGCAUUGGCGUUGCAUUUCGACGCUUCGUGGACAUGCGGGCGACGUGUUGGAUUUGGCCUGGUCCCCGCAAGAUCGAUGGAUUGCAAGCUGUAGCGUGGACAAUACGAUUAUCAUUUGGGAUGCGCUACAGUUUCCGAAAAUUGUGCACGUCCUGAAGGGUCAUACCGGGCUAGUGAAGGGUGUCACGUGGGAUCCGGUCGGAAAGUUUAUCGCUUCCCAGAGCGAUGAUCGUUCGCUGAAGGUGUGGAAAACGACCGAUUGGAGUUGUUUCAAGACAAUUACGGAACCGUUCGAAGAGUGCGGAGGGACGACACACAUUUUGCGUCUAUCGUGGUCACCGGAUGGCCAGUAUCUGGUCUCGGCCCACGCUAUGAACGGUGGUGGACCAACUGCACAGAUAAUCGAGCGUGAUGGAUGGAAGUGUGACAAAGAUUUUGUCGGACAUCGAAAAGCGGUCACAUGUGUGAGGUUCCACAACUCGAUCUUGAAACGAUCGGCACCGAAAACGAACAAACUCCAACAGUACUGCUGUUUGGCGGUUGGCGCACGUGAUAGAAGUUUAUCCAUCUGGCUGACCGCUUUGCAACGGCCGCUGGUAGUUAUACAUGAUCUCUUUCAGGAUUCUAUACUGGAUCUUUCGUGGAGUUGUGACGGAUACACGCUGCUUGCGUGUAGUGGUGAUGGGCACAUUGCCUGUCUACAGUUUACAGCCCAAGAGCUGGGCACGCCGCUCUCCGAGGAGGACAAAAACAUUCUUUACCAGCGUAUGUACGGCAAGAAUGCCAACAUUGAUCUUACGGCCCAGGCAGAGAAGGAAAUGAUUGUGGAGAAUUCGGACUUCCUGAACGUUUUAAAAAGCAAUCUCGUACCACCGACUUUGGUCCCGCAACAACAGCAAGCUCCUCAGCUGGGAGCGAAAAAGGAUGACGGUAAAUCAGCACAAACUACCACAACUCCGGUGUCCAUGGCCAUUUCGUCUUCAUCCAGUCAAGCGGCACCAACGCCGAUACUCAAACAAAUCGAAACGAAAACUGCGGACGGGAAGCGUAGAAUUACUCCGAUGUUUAUCCCACUGAACGAUGAUAAUGGCGUACCAUCGCAUACUCCCAACAACAUACCGACAACAAUUGAAUUUGGCAGCAAAUCUAGCGAAACCAGUACGAAUGUAGAGUCGCAGAAACAGCUCGUAAGCGAGGAACCAAACGUUCCUCUUUCGAUCGAACCAACGGUCAAGUUGGAUAAUCGAUUAAAACGAGUCGCCACAGUACCACCACAGAAAGCCGAAGCACUCGCGGCCGCAACCGACCAAACCACCGGAACUAACACGAACCAGCCAGCAUCGAAUCAGAAACUGGUUGAACGUACAAGACCCGUCACCUACUCCACGGGUAAGGCGACCGUCAUCCAGGGCAAUUCCUUCAAAGCCUUCGGAGAAGUGAGGGUGCAGAUACAGAAUAAUAGCGUUAAAACGGCCUACGGAACGCUGUGCCGUGUGGUCGGACUCGUCGUAAAUGCUCAGCGUGUGGAGCGAAAGAUCUGGGAAACUGUUGUCGGUUCGCCGGUAGUUUGCUUUGCGGUUGGAGCGAAAUUUGCGAUCGUUUGUAGUCAUGAUCAUACGAUCAGAAUGUUGGACAACAAAACAGGAACUCCGGUGUUUCCUGUGCUCAGUCUAACAAGCCCGGCCAUACAGUGUACAUUUAGUUCAAACUCAAAGUUGGCCGCAGUAGUUACCGAAAGUGGUAUACUUCGCAUCUGGAAUGUGCCGGAAAAAUCUGUUCUCCUAUCGACCAACUGUUCAGAAGUUAUGAGCGGAAGUUUCGUUACCAUCCUGCACGUGUCCGACCAGGGAAUGCCAUUCAUAGUCCUGUCGAACGGAACGUCCUACUGCUACUGCCGAAAGCUCGACAGCUGGAUGCUAAUCAACUCGUCCGAUCCCGUCAUACGGCACGGGCUGAUUGGCAACAAAGCGAACGCACCGGUGAGAAACAUUAAAGCGUACCCACUGUCAACGAUACAGUCGUACGGCAGCUUUGCCGGACCGAAAACUAACAGCUUUGCCGAAAUGCACUCGGCACCCUGGCAAACAUCAGCCGCGAUAGCGUUUAUCGAAAAUCAAAUAAAAAUCUGCGAAAUGAUCGCCUCGCCCGCCGAACUCAAGUACUGGUACUCGAUGCUUGGCUUUCAAUUAGCACUGAACGGCGGCGAGGAAAAGAUCCGUCAGGUGUUGGACGAUUUGCUUGGCGCAUCGCACAGUCUGGACACGCGCAUGGGUGACGAUAACGAUCCGGCCGUGUUGGGUAUCUCGAAGCAUGUGUUUAUGGAGGAUGUGCUGAACCAUCUGAAGAUGCAAACGAAAUGGCAACGCAUUUACACGGAAUAUUUGGAUCAGCUGAAAUUCCUCAAGGAGCGGCACGGCCGCCAAAAACCCGUACUGAUGGAGUAG
Molecule: messenger RNA, 2801 nt
Organism: Anopheles maculipalpis
Lineage: Eukaryota; Metazoa; Arthropoda; Insecta; Diptera; Culicidae
Gene: Hira
Product: protein HIRA homolog
Exons: 5
Coding region: 3-2801 (932 amino acids)
Biological process (GO): regulation of DNA-templated transcription; chromatin remodeling; DNA-templated transcription
Cellular component (GO): HIR complex; nucleus
Molecular function (GO): nucleosome binding; protein binding
Source: RefSeq, a predicted model, not a curated record